Molecule: messenger RNA, 6705 nt
Organism: Canis lupus familiaris (dog)
Lineage: Eukaryota; Metazoa; Chordata; Mammalia; Carnivora; Canidae
Gene: FRMD4A
Product: FERM domain containing 4A
Exons: 26
Coding region: 357-3587 (1076 amino acids)
Biological process (GO): establishment of epithelial cell polarity
Cellular component (GO): cytoskeleton; bicellular tight junction; adherens junction
Source: RefSeq, a predicted model, not a curated record
GAACACUGGGGGCCAGAUUGAUUUCAAUCUUUAAAUUACCCUAGGGCCCCAGAGGUCUCCAACUAUGGAGAAAAGACCCUGGUGCUGGGGCAAUGGCCACUUGGCAAGUUUUUCAUGAGGAUUAAAGGAGGCUUAUUUCUAUGAAGGGCCUACUGUAUUUCCAAGAGGAAGGAGUCACUGUUAUCUGUUAGAAGGAAGAAGCCCUUGCAGAAAGGACACAACUCCGUGCUCUCCCUGGAGCUGCUCCUAUAUGGACGUGUCUGGAAGCUGACAGAGUACCAGAAUGGCCCUAGAGGGUUUUUGCAUGUGCUGCCCCUGAAGUUAGGACAACUAUUGGUGAAGACUGGGAUUCUGGAAUGAGACUGCCUGGAUUCAAAUUCUGGCUCUGCACUUUGUUCCUGUGUUUGUGGAUGCCUCGCAGUCAGCCAGGGCCCAGGCGAACUGACUGUGCAUGGGAAUCGGAGACCAUGGCCGUGCAGCUGGUGCCCGACUCUGCUCUAAGCCUGCUGAUGAUGACGGAGGGCCGUCGAUGUCAAGUACAUCUUCUCGAUGACCGGAAGCUGGAACUCCUAGUACAGCCCAAGCUUUUGGCCAAGGAGCUGCUGGACCUCGUGGCAUCUCACUUCAAUCUGAAGGAAAAGGAAUACUUUGGAAUAGCCUUCACAGAUGAAACGGGACACUUAAACUGGCUUCAGCUAGAUCGAAGAGUGUUGGAACAUGACUUCCCCAAAAAGUCAGGACCGGUGGUUUUAUACUUUUGUGUCAGGUUCUAUAUAGAAAGCAUCUCAUACCUAAAAGACAACGCUACCAUCGAGCUCUUCUUUCUGAAUGCUAAGUCCUGUAUCUACAAGGAGCUGAUUGAUGUGGACAGCGAAGUGGUGUUUGAAUUAGCCUCCUAUAUUUUACAGGAAGCAAAGGGAGAUUUUUCUAGCAAUGAGGUGGUGAGGAGUGACUUGAAGAAGCUGCCAGCACUUCCCACUCAAGCCCUGAAGGAGCACCCUUCCCUGGCCUACUGCGAGGAUCGAGUAAUUGAGCACUAUAAGAAACUGAAUGGCCAGACCAGAGGUCAAGCAAUUGUAAACUACAUGAGCAUUGUGGAGUCUCUUCCGACCUACGGAGUUCACUAUUAUGCGGUGAAGGACAAGCAGGGGAUACCAUGGUGGCUGGGACUGAGCUACAAAGGAAUCUUCCAGUAUGACUACCACGAUAAAGUGAAGCCGAGGAAGAUAUUCCAAUGGAGGCAGUUGGAAAACCUGUAUUUCAGAGAGAAGAAGUUUUCCGUGGAAGUUCAUGACCCCCGCAGGGCUUCAGUGACAAGGAGGACGUUUGGGCACAGUGGCAUCGCAGUGCAUACGUGGUACGCAUGUCCAGCUUUGAUCAAGUCCAUUUGGGCUAUGGCCAUUAGCCAACACCAAUUCUACCUGGACAGAAAGCAGAGUAAGUCUAAGAUCCAUGCCGCGCGAAGCCUGAGUGAGAUCGCCAUUGACCUAACCGAGACUGGCACGCUGAAGACCUCAAAGCUGGCCAACAUGGGGAGCAAAGGGAAGAUCAUCAGUGGCAGCAGCGGGAGCCUCCUGUCAUCAGGUUCUCAGGAAUCUGAUAGCUCUCAAUCGGCCAAGAAAGAUAUGCUGGCUGCCUUGAAAUCCAGGCAGGAAGCUCUGGAGGAAACGCUCCGCCAGCGACUGGAAGAACUGAAGAAACUCUGUCUUCGAGAAGCUGAGCUGACAGGCAAACUGCCCGUUGAAUAUCCCUUGGAUCCAGGGGAGGAACCACCCAUUGUUCGAAGAAGAAUUGGGACAGCCUUCAAGCUGGAUGAACAGAAAAUCCUGCCCAAAGGAGAGGAAGCCGAGUUGGAACGCCUGGAAAGAGAGUUUGCCAUUCAAUCCCAGAUUACAGAGGCUGCCCGCCGCCUGGCCAGUGACCCCAACGUCAGCAAAAAACUGAAGAAACAAAGGAAAACCUCUUAUCUGAAUGCACUGAAGAAGCUGCAGGAGAUUGAAAAUGCCAUCAACGAGAACCGCAUCAAGUCUGGGAAGAAACCCACGCAGAGGGCUUCCCUGAUCAUCGCUGAUGGAAACAUUGCCAGUGAAGACAGUUCCCUCUCAGAUGCACUCGUGCUAGAGGAUGAAGACUCUCAGGUCACCAGCACACUGUCCCCCUUACAGUCUCCUCACAAGGGACUCCCUCCUCGGCCACCGUCACACAACAGGCCCCCCCCUCCGCAGUCCCUGGAGGGGCUCCGGCAGAUGCACUAUCCCCGCAACGACUAUGACAAGUCCCCCAUAAAGCCCAAAAUGUGGAGCGAGUCCUCCUUGGAUGAGCCUUACGAGAAGGUCAAGAAACGUUCCUCCCACGGCCAUUCCAGCAGCCACAAACGCUUUCCCAGCACGGGGAGCUGCGCCGAAGCCGGAGGGGGCAGCAGCUCCCUGCAGAACAGCCCCAUCCGCAGCCUCCCGCACUGGAACUCCCAGUCCAGCAUGCCGUCCACACCAGACCUGCGGGUCCGGAGUCCCCACUACGUUCAUUCCACGAGGUCGGUGGACCUCAGCCCCACGCGGCUGCACAGCCUCGCCCUGCACUUUAGGCACCGGAGCUCCAGCUUGGAGUCCCAGGGCAAGCUCCUGGGCUCGGAGAACGACACGGGGAGCCCCGACUUCUACACCCCACGGACUCGCAGCAGCAACGGCUCGGACCCCAUGGACGACUGCUCGUCCUGCACCAGCCACUCGAGCUCCGAGCACUACUACCCGGCGCAGAUGAACGCCAACUACUCCACGCUGGCCGAGGACUCGCCGUCCAAGGCGCGCGCGCGGCAGCGGCAGCGGCAGCGGGCGGCGGGCGCGCUGGGGGCGGCGAACUCGGGCAGCAUGCCCAACCUGGCGGCGCGCGGCGCGGGCGGCGGCGUGUACCUGCACAGCCAGAGCCAGCCCAGCUCGCAGUACCGCAUCAAGGAGUACCCGCUGUACGUGGAGGGCGGCGCCACGCCCGUGGUGGUGCGCAGCCUGGAGAGCGACCAGGAGGGCCACUACAGCGUCAAGGCGCAGUUCAAGACGUCCAGCUCCUACACGGCGGGCGGCCUGUUCAGGGAGAGCUGGCGCGGCGGCGACGAGGGCGACCCGGGCCGCCUGACGCCGUCGCGCUCGCAGAUCCUGCGGACUCCGUCGCUGGGCCGCGAGGCCGCGCACGACAAGGGCCGCGCCGCCGUGUCGGACGAGCUGCGCCAGUGGUACCAGCGCUCGGCCGCCGCGCACCGCGAGCACAGCCGCCUGUCGCACACCAGCUCCACGUCCUCGGACAGCGGCUCCCAGUACAGCACCUCCUCCCAGAGCACCUUCGUGGCGCACAGCAGGGUCACCCGCAUGCCCCAGAUGUGCAAGGCCACGUCAGCUGCCUUACCUCAAAGCCAGAGAAGCUCAACACCGUCAAGUGAAAUUGGAGCGACGCCCCCGAGCAGUCCCCACCACAUCCUAACCUGGCAGACUGGGAGCUGCACUGACAGCUGUUUCCUGGAUGCCUCCCUCUAUCCAGAACUAGCCGACGUCCAGUGGUACGGGCAGGAGAAAGCCAAGCCCGGGACCCUCGUGUGAGCCAGCCGGCCUCGACCUGACCGCCUCAACGCCAUUCAGAGAUCACCUCACUGCCUCUCAUUUGCCUUACCCAGACGCACUGUCACCCUGCACCAGCUUUGGCCCUCAGCACUUUCUUUCUCCCGUCUCCGCGUCCCCUUCACCCUCAAAAACCUGACUGAGGAGACAUUCUGGAGGGUUCCGGUCCCACUGUGUGUCCCCUGGCGCUCCCGCCCACGGAGAGCCAGGCACCAAUCCUCAACGGCACCUUGGUGGCCUCCCCCUGCCGUGACUGCCCCCAGGCCGGGAACCAUCAGGGAAGGGAGCUGCCGUCCAAUUCCCACGGACAAGUGGCAUGAGAACAGGAAAGGGGACUUCCGUACAGGGUGAUCCAGAAGUAUGACGAAGCGGUGGUCAGCCUGCCACCCGCAGGCCCACCAGGCACCUGGUGAAGAGGACGCCUCGCGCAUGUGCCGCGCGGGGAACAUGCAGUUGACACUUGAAAUAUUCCCUGAGGGAGUGGCUGUCGGGGGAGGGGGAGAAGGAGAAAGGAAGCUUACCGUGUCAGAGAUGCAUCCGAGGAUCACAAUCAGUUCUAUGCUGCCAAAGAUUAAAAAAAAAAAAAUUAAAAAUAAACAAAAAAAUACGAGGGGCCAAGAGGAAGACAUUCGUUCUGCAAUGAAAUCUUUUAAAGUCUCAACCGCUACUACUCAUCACAAGUGAAAGUCAACCAUUUGUAAAUUGUUUCCCCUCCUCCUCCCUCUCCCUUAACGGUCCACCUUCUCUCUCAGGCCAGAGCCUGGAAAACUAACCCAGUAUGAUGGUCCAGUCGAGGGAGUCCACGGGCGUGGCUGACGCGGGGCCCCAGGUGCGGACGUGGAGGACAGGCCUGCGGGAGGAGCCGGCCACCCGGUCCGCGGGGGCCGCGUCCAUGCCCACCUGCACUCAGCUGCUUGCCCUGUGGGAUCCGUAGGAAACGGAAGGUGGGGAUUGCCAAAAGCGCUUCUCUCUCAUUAAAACAAGCAGUAAAAGCGUGUCCUAUUGUUUUGCACAAGGUGUUUGAUUUUAUUUUUUAUGGGAAACCAAGGGAAAAAGCACAUCGCGAUCCAUUCGAGUGUUUAACUGUCGUGGCUCAUUUUCUAUUCGUUAGCACUUGUGUGACAAAGAGCUCAGACCCGACUUCUCUCGGCACCCGGUUACCAAUGUGUCACUUAUUCCAAGAACCCAACUAUGCCCUUAGGUAGAAAGAGUUUACUCAUGUGUCUACUAGCAAGCAGGCGGAGCGGGGCUGAAGAUCACGCCAGCUCCCAGAGGGCCCACCUGCCACCGGCGUCGGCAGCCACCUGGACGUACCGCAGUCGUCCACAGAACCCAGAGAGCAAGGAAGAGGUGUAUGGGAGCUGCACGUUUACAUGUGUUUUGAGCUAUGCUUAGGACACAACUGGAAAGCCAUCAAUCUUCAAAGGCCUCAAAAAUACUUUUAUAAUCGUAACAAGCGCACACUCUUAGUUGGGUUAUUCAAAAUGGCACAAACACGGUCUCCACGGAGGUGGUACGCUGUGCUUAUUGGCGCAAGUGGGGGGGCGGGGGGGAGGGAUCUUUUUUCUCACUUGUAAUGACUUCCUAUUGGAAAGGCAUUUGACAGCCAGGGACAGGAGCUGGGGUGGGUAGUUUUGUGGGAAAGCAGAACUGCAGUUAGCUUUAGCAUAAAAAGAAAAAUCCUUGUUUUUUUUUUGUUGUUGUUGUUUUUGUUUGUUUUUAAUGUAUGUGUAAUCCAAGGACAAUGAGACUUUACCAGACCAGGAGGUAAGAUGGACACUAAAGUUUAACCAUGCUCCUUCUCUUGCAGCUUGGAAAGCUCUGUGGGCUCAUGCUGAGGGCUCACGGCACCCUGGGACCGCUCUGGACAAUUCAGGGCCUGGUUCCCCCAGCCCUGUGUGCACUGCAUUGGUGACACACCUUGAGGAAGGGAUGGGUAUUCACAGAACACUUGGGUUAACCCUGUAGGAUAAACACAACUGGUUCUGUUAUUAACUGAUUCUGGGGAUGGAGGGAGUGGGUAGAGCAACAGCAACAGGUUUUUUCCCAACUUGCCCAUUCACAACAUUAUACUUCAGGCCAAGACACACGGGUCAUCAGACUGAACUGUGUGCAAUAGGAAAAGUCCAGAGAAACAGGAGGCGGCAAGGUCACGUGGCUGCAGGACCCAGCCCGCACCUUAGUUCCCAAUCUGGUCUGCAGUCCAUCGGAUCACGCUUUGGGCGCAGGCAGGUUACAGGGAAUGGGAGAGGAGAACACUUCCUCAGCACUUGGGUUUUGGAUUCAGGAGGCAGAAGGGAAUGGAGUGGGAGGGGGAAUUAGAGUUCAGGCCAACACCACGAUAGUCUGGUAGCAAAGAAAUGAAGUACAACAGGUUUUACUGUUGAGCUGCGUUCAGUCUCUACAGCACGUACAGAUGUUAGUCCUUGGAGGCCAACGUGACUCCUGAUCAGUGUGGUGGGGAACGGGGGCUGCCGCAAACAAGCACUUGCGAGCUCUGCACAGAUCCGUACUUCUUUAAAACAAAAUGAGAGGGAAUAUGAAGCCCCUGGUCUGAUAGAAAGCCCCACUGGAUUCUUUGGAUGCAUGUAGGAAGUUGCCUGUGUAGUCUAAAGACUGGUGGGAACACCUACAUCAGACCUUGUUGUGAGACAGGUGGAUUUUUUAUUUUAUUAUAUGCAGGUGAGUGUUGAAACUGUUAAAAUUCCAAUUUGUUUUCAUUCAGUGUUAGUUCUAAACAUAGCAAACCCCCUCCAGGUGCUAUCAGAUGACCAGUUACUGCUUAGUUAACUAGGUGUAAAGUCUGACAUAUACAUUAAUGUCAAUAGUUUAUUACACGUUGUGUAAAAUGGACUCUAGUUUAAUAACGGGGAGAAAGGAUUAGGUUGCUCCUGAAACUGACUGUAGAGCAUGUACAAUGAUUUUACUGGAUUCUGUUCAACUGUAAUCAAUGACAAGGAUGUAUGUUGUAGACAAAGUUGCAGAAUUAAAAAGAAGUCUGCUUUUAAUUUAUUCUUUUUGUAUUAAGAAUUUGUAUAGUACCUUUACAUUUUGCAAAACAGUGUUGUCAACACUUAUUAAAGCAUUUUCAAAAUGAAAA